Molecule: messenger RNA, 1280 nt
Organism: Zea mays
Lineage: Eukaryota; Viridiplantae; Streptophyta; Magnoliopsida; Poales; Poaceae
Exons: 1
Coding region: 156-515 (119 amino acids)
Source: RefSeq, marked validated
ACGUCGGUCCCUCGUCCACCUCUGCCCUCCCUCCCAAAUCCCACUCAUCCUCCGUCUCCCUCGCGCGUCCUCGUCGACUUGACUCCUUCUCUCCAAGAACCAGACCAGAGAAACGGACGGGCCACCUGAUCGAUCAGGAGCGCGCGGCCGCAGCCAUGGAGCUGUCAUGGUGCCGGGGCCUUCGCCUCCUGCUCGUGGCGUCCCUGCUCGUCCUCUCCGCCGCAGCGCUGCCGCCCUCGCGACGCGUGGGGAACCAGCCUCCGGCCGAGCCGUUCGCCGCCGACGCGCUCUUCGGCCGCAUGUGCGACCCUCGCGGCGCGCACCCGGCGCCGCCCACCUGGUGCCACACAGUGCACCCCAGGCAACACGUUGGGGCCGCGGGGCACCGCCGCCACCACCGGCCCGUGCCGAUGCCGCCUCCGGGCCGCGACGGCGGCGGGGAGGAGGAGAUCGACGUGCGCUUCGGCGUCUCCAAGCGGCUCGUGCCGACGGGGCCGAACCCGCUGCACAACUGAGGCGCACGCGUGCCGCACGCCACGGCGCGGCGGCGGUCAGUUCACCGUUUCUUGGACGCCGAGGUCCUGAUGGGCCAGCGCAUGCAAGCACCGCUCCUCGGCCUCUCUUGUUCCUGCUUUCCGGCCGGGCACGCGCCACGGCGCCGGAAAGGACUUACAAUGGAGGACCGAUCGACGCCUGGGCGUGCAUGACAAUAACAGAGAUACUGGUAGAGAGUAGAUACGUGUGCCAUGUAUAGGCUCGUGCUUCGUCUUCGUUCCCGUUCCGGUCCAUAACUUGGCCUUGUCCCUUCGCUCUGUUUCUUGCUGGGGUCCUCCUGUAGGGUAGUUGUAGCCUUCUUGGCUUCCAUUGUUCACUAGAAACUGAAGGUUCUUUUUUUUUCUCUCUCGCGGUGACGUCCGCAGAAUUUGUCGUUUCGCCCGUGUCUUUCUCGGCUUCUCGCCCGGCCCCGGCCGCCGGCUCCGGCGGAAAACGGGAGCCCAGACGCGCCAUCUUUUCGGUUCCGUUUGGAUUCUUUUCAGAGUUCGGCGGCUGCAGAUGGCGUCAUGCGCGCGUUACUCUCCUCGCUGUGGUCGGCGUCGCGUCGGCGUUGUUGCGGAGCAGCAGCACCGCGCCGCAAGUAAAUGCGCUCUGCUUCCUCCUGUGAGAGGCUGUGACUGCAAAAGGAGGAUGCAGAAAUUAAUGGCGCGCUCCACGGCCUCGCCUGCCUUCCGCAUUGAUGCCAUGGCAAUUGGCAUCGACGACGCGCCUUCUUCGUCACAGCG